UACGGUGCGGAUCGCUGUAGGUUUCUUUGACAUGAGCGUCCAGUUGUUCUUUCGUGCACGAUAAAGAACCGCUCUUCGGUUCAGUGAACAGCUUCUUAGUAAACCCGUACGGGUCCUUCAAAAACUGUCCCCGAGUCCUUUUACUCUCCUUUCGACGCUCAUAUCGGCGGAUAUGUCGUUGCACAUAACGACAUUUCCUUUUCAAAUCAUCAUACAGCAGCGCGAGGCCAGGUUUGUCCUCUUCUGCAGCACAUUUUCACCGCUUUCUUAGGCUGGUCUUUUCCUUCCUCAACUGUUUCAUUUUCCUGAUCCUCCUGUUUGGUCUACACUUUCCUUUCUCUAAUCGGAUAUUCUCUUUCACUCCAAACAAUUCCUUCCCUGUAUCGUAAAUUGAGCAUGUUAAUUUCCCCAGUUUCUCCACUGUAGAGCCUGUCAUUUUAUAAAGAGCUCGACACACUUUGUUUUCAAACUCUUUAUAUUUCUCUUUCUCAUUAGCAGCAGGCCACAAAAUCCUCGGUCUCCUCCGAGUACUAUCUGAUGCACCAGACUCAUGACUUACAGUUUCCUGACGGGAAGAGGUCUUUGCUGUAGCAUUUAUCGUAAACUACCUGUCAUUUGCAAGUAUUGCAGAAAUAUCGAAUGUAAAUCACUCUUUAUCUGGUACGGAGUAGGUGACAAUAUGGCAAAUGUAAUUGAUGCAACAACAAAACCUAAAAAGUCAUUAAAAAAUGAAGAAUCUUCUGAAUAUCCACGUCCUAUAUUUCGUCGGAAUAAGAAAAACAACAUAAAUAUUGAGUCACCAUCACAUGUAAGUGAUGACAAGUAUGGAUUUCUGACAAUGGGCCGAGAUUACCAGCCAGCUGACGUCUCCCAUAUAUAUACAGAUGAAGAAAAGGAUACGCUUGCAAAUUAUGAAAGUCAAAAUUACCUUCCAUCGCAUAGCUUACUCUACAGACGUUGGCUCCAAGCACAGAAAGAAAAAAGAUUUAACACAUUGCGCUGGAUCGUAAUGGGCUUAAUUGGAAUGACUGUCGGAAUCAUUGGAUUUCUCCUGCACCAGUGUAUAACUCUGAUUUUUAAUACCAGACUAAAUAUGCUAAAGAGUUUAUUUGAGAAGGAAGAAUAUGACUUAGCGUGGCUGUGGAACGUCAGCUAUGCAGUGAUUUUUGUAUUUAUUAGUUCGGCAUCCGUCGUGUUUUUGAAACCGUCUGCUGGAAGUUCGGGAAUACCUGAAGUGACUGCUUAUUUAAAUGGGACUUUUAUACCAGAAACGUUCAAUAUAGGAACUCUGCUGGUAAAAUUCCUGUCUUGUGCUUGUGCUAUUGGCUGUGGAAUGCCAGUAGGGCCAGAAGCUCCGAUGAUUCACAUGGGAAUUUAUGGUUCCAACACAUUCGAUCUGCUCAGAACGACCAUUGUUGGUGACAGCUCCCCAUAACAUUACAGAGAUAUCACCAUGUUUCACAGUUGAUUGGAGUCGUUUCCAAUCAAAUUCCUGAUUGGGAAGCCUCCAGACCCAAACACGUCUACUGUCUGAAAAUGAUGUAAAUCUGGAUUCAUCUGAGAAAAUCACUCUAUCCCAAAAUGAACUGACUUUUCUGACAUCUCCUUAGCUCAUUUCUUUCUUUUCAUGAUAUUAAUUGGUUGAAGAAGAGGUUUUGUUCUAGCUGCUCGUCCAUAAUAACCAGUUUUAUGCAGAUAUGUAGCACACGUUCUUGGACUAACUUCUAGUUGUUUUGCAAUGUCAGAAGCUUCAGCUUGCCCACCAAUACGACCUUUUUGAAAAUUUAACAGUUCUGCUGAAUUUUUUGUGCGUGGCAUGGUCACUCUUCGCAAAUGUUUAAUAUAAUGGUACCUGAAAUAAAAAAUAAUAAUUACAUUGUAAAUUCUACACCGCUGAAAACAUAUUAAGACGCUUAGAAAAGAAGGUUUGAAAAUUAAAGGUGUCUAUUUACUUCCUGCAUAUGUGUGUAUAGUCUGAUCGCUGAAUAGAUACCGCUAUGUAUUGCCACAAUUCAGCUUCUGUGGAAGAGUUCGGUAUUUAAAAUAGCUGUCAUAACAAAAGUUGACUCUGUCGGAGACCUGAUUGAGCUAAAUUUAGCAGUACCCCACCAAAAUAAAAGCUAUAUCCGAUGU
Octopus bimaculoides (California two-spot octopus) is the source of this 2133-nucleotide messenger RNA. RefSeq names its product chloride channel protein C. Gene Ontology annotation, cellular component: intracellular membrane-bounded organelle; membrane. NCBI's taxonomy places the organism in Eukaryota, Metazoa, Mollusca, Cephalopoda, Octopoda, Octopodidae. Gene Ontology annotation, biological process: chloride transport; transmembrane transport. Gene Ontology annotation, molecular function: chloride transmembrane transporter activity. The record is from RefSeq and is a predicted model, not a curated record.